GUUGGUUGUCAUGCAGUGAUUGUUGACGUCCUAUCAAAAGUCAGCGAUUUACUGACUCUGCGAAGCACUAACAGUAUAGGAUAAUGAAAUAGCGAUAAAGGUUACCAUGCAGUUCCUGGGCCGUAUUUUGGACACUGUGAGCUCUGUGUCAAGCCUGUUCUCCAACCCGUACCGCGUGAGGGACGUCCAGCUCUCGGACUAUAAUGGCAAAAUAUUACUUCAGCAGGAGGGCAGACUCGUCCUGUACAGAAACCAGCAGAGCCAGUCAUGGGACUGCCUGCUACUCUGUCCUGAAUCUCCAUCUGUGGCCCUGAGGAUGUUCCAAACGGCCUCAGAGGAGGACGCGAUGAACUGGUUUCCUCAAUAUGCCCUGAAGCUCCGCCCGUUUUACGAGAUGCUCCGCCCACCGGUGAAACCCGAGAUGCUGCAGCCAAUCGCGGAUUGCGUGCGGAAUCACCCUGAUUGGAGCUCGGCUCACAUUGCCGUGGACACCGGACUGAGAGACUGCCUCAAACACAACUACAUCCUCAGCCAGAUGAACUCUCGUGACGCUCAGGGUCAAACGCCGCUGCAUCUGGCCUGUGAGAGAGGAGACGUGGGCUGUGUGAGAGAGCUCCUGGAGGAAUGUCAGGCCCGCACAGACGUCAAGGAUAAGAACGGAGAGACGCCCAUGCACUGCGCUGCCAAACAAGACUCUGCCCUCAUCAUAGAGGUGUUGUGUGCACAGUUGUGCGCGGGAGUGAAUGAGCUGAACGCCGCGGGUGAAACACCAAUGCACAUCGCGUGUCGUCUCGGGAGGGUGGAGGUGGUCAAGGGUCUGCUGGGAGGCGGAGCCCGCUGUGACAUCAUGGGAAACAAUGGUUUUCCAAUCCACGCCGCCAUGAAGUUUAGUGAGAAGAGUUGUGCUGAAGCCAUUUUAUCCUCAAGCCCAAAUCAGCUUCUGGCGGAGGAUCCGGUUUAUGGUGGGACACCUCUUCACUGGGCCAAAACUGCAGAGAUGAGCCGUCUUCUGCUGGACAGAGGAUGUAACGUCAACUACUUGAGCAAGACUGGAGAAAGUCCUUUGCACAUCCUGACCAAGAGGGGGCGCUUUGAGGCCGCAAUGACCCUGCUGACACACGGAGCUGACGCUAAUAUUAGGGGUCAGGAUGGAAACACUGCACUGCAUCUCGCUAUGAAGCUGGACAACAUGGACCUGAUCAAAGCCCUGAUGGUGUUUGGAGCAGACGUGGAGGUUCAUAAUGAUGUGGGAGAAACACCAGGCCUCAUCGCCGCUCGAACCAGCAAGGGCUCCAACCGUAAGGUGCUGUUGAACAUGCUGUGUAGUGUAGGUGCCGAACGCUGCCAUCCUCCAUCUCUCAACAGCCCCACUCACAGUCUCAGAAAAGCUCCACCCCCUGGCAUAGGGUUCGAUGACAUCAUGCAAGUGGCAGUAGCUGUAACGGCCAUGAGUCGUGGAUUCGUAGAGGCUGACGGGCUCAAAACAGGAAGCAAAAUGGACAGACUGUUGUGUCUUGAUGGCGGAGGAAUAAAGGGCCUGGUUCUCAUCCAGUUGUUGAUAGCUCUGGAGAAAGAGGCAGGACGUCCUAUCAGGGAACUCUUUGACUGGUUGUCUGGAACCAGUACUGGUGGCAUACUUGCCCUUGCUAUUGUACAUGGAAAAUCAAUGGAGUAUCUGCGCUGUCUGUACUUCAGGAUGAAGGAACAGGUGUUUAAGGGUUCUCGACCAUAUGAGUCUGGACCUUUGGAGGAAUUUCUGAAGAAUGAGUUUGGAGAAAAUACCAAGAUGACCGAUGUCACACAUCCAAGAGUAAUGGUGACUAGCGUUCUUGCAGACAGACACCCUGGAGAACUGCAUCUGUUUCGCAAUUACGACCCGCCAGCCCUUCAGAGAGACCCUCCAUACACAUCUACAGCCACAUUUCAGCCUCUUACUGUGCCACAGGAGCAAUUAGUUUGGCGUGCUGCCCGCUCCAGUGGAGCUGCUCCCACAUAUUUUCGACCAAUGGGCCGUUUUCUGGACGGAGGGCUGCUGGCCAAUAAUCCAACGCUAGAUGCCAUGACAGAAAUACACCAGUACAACAAAGCCCUGAAGGCACAGGGUCGUGAUGUAGACGUAACCAGGUUAGGUGUGGUGGUGUCACUGGGCACCGGUAAACCUCCUCAGGUGGCGGUGAACUCUGUGGACGUUUUUAGGCCUUCCAAUCCAAUAGAGCUAGCCAAGACCUUUGUUGGAGUCAAAGAACUGGGCAAGAUGCUUGUGGAUUGUUGUACAGACUCAGAUGGUUGUGCAGUGGACCGGGCCCGAGCGUGGUGUGAGAUGGCAGAUAUAAACUAUCACAGGUUGAGUCCUCAGCUGUCGCAGGAAGUGAUGCUGGACGAGGUCAGCGACGCUGUGUUAGUUGACAUGCUGUGGGAGACUCAGAUGUACCUCUACGAGCACAGAGAUGUCAUACAAACCCUCUGCCAGCAGCUCCUGCAGCUCUGACGACAGCCAUCAAGGUCCAAUACGCAGAAAUGAAACAUAAACCCCGAUUCUGUUUACACUUAGUGCGUUGUUUCUGUGGCGUUCAAUUAAUUUAAAAGCAGAAUAUUAAUGAAAGUAGAGAAUUAUAACACGUUUUUUUUUCUUAAUAUAAUUUGUAUGUCCGAUACUGAAUUGACCCAAGGUUAAUAUUUGACACACGAAGGAUUCAGAGCGUCAUUUUAUAUGAACUAUCACAAUACAUAUAUUUAAAUAUUGCAUUACAUUUAUUUGAUGCUAAAUUGCUCAGAUAAUACGUUCAGUGUCUGCCAUUCGCAUUGAUCAGGGUGACACGUUCAUAAAAUAUGUUUUUACUCAUUAUUUAUCAGUCUACACAUCAUUUAUGUACAUUUUAAUCAUGUAUUAUUGACAUUUAUAGAGAAACUGACCUGGAAAUUGCAAUUGUAACCACUGUGAUUUGCACAAUGAUGAGAAAUUGCUUGCGUUUAUCAUUUAUUAUGCUAAUAUUUUGGCAUUUUAUUCAUAACAUUUCUGUCUGCUAUUUCUAUGAUGUCUUUUGAUAUCAAUUUGAAGGAAAAAACUAGCUUUUUCCUGUCAUACAAUGAAGAACGAACAAAAAAAAAGGUAACUGUGUUAUUUUUAAUCUCACAAAUCAGACGUUUCGCAGAAUUACAACAAAAAUCUAAAGAAUAUCAUUAGUAUUAAAAUAAUUAUGAAGAAUUAUGCGACUACCUAUAAACUUGGAACUGCAAAAAUAAAUGUUGGAUUUUGUGAAUAAACUAAGAUGUUGUAAGACUCCAAAUUUUAUAGAUAAAAUAUCAGAAUUGUGAGAUUCAAAUAUCAGGAUUUAAAUGUUUUGAUUUAUUCUUUAAUCAUUUUUAUUUUUCCGUUGUAGCCUUGCGUACUUGAGUAUUUUAAUACUGCAGCUGUAGCAUCUAUAUGAAAGUCGUUCAGAUAAUAUAGAGUAUACUAAUGUUUUUAACAACAAAUAUGUAUCCGGUCUAACUUGAAUACCUCUUUUAUUGCUCAUUAGCCUUGCGGUAUUUUUGUUUGGUUUAUUGGUUAACAUAUUUAUCAUUUGUAUGUCUAUAAAUUAUCAUGUGGUAAUAACUUGACACUGGAGAUCUGUUUUUCUGAGACCAAAGUAAGCAUUUAUUCACUUUAUACCUAUAAUGACCUGCUGAUGUGGCACUGAUUUAAAACCUUUUACUGAAGUGAUGUAAAUCCUGAAAUAUUAUUAAUUAUAAUAAAAAAGAUAAUUAUUGAAA
Danio aesculapii is the source of this 3753-nucleotide messenger RNA. It is a transcript of the gene pla2g6, whose product is annotated as phospholipase A2, group VI (cytosolic, calcium-independent). Gene Ontology annotation, cellular component: mitochondrion. Gene Ontology annotation, molecular function: protein binding. NCBI's taxonomy places the organism in Eukaryota, Metazoa, Chordata, Actinopteri, Cypriniformes, Danionidae. Gene Ontology annotation, biological process: positive regulation of ceramide biosynthetic process; cardiolipin acyl-chain remodeling. The transcript is spliced from 17 exons. Bases 107 to 2488 code for a protein of 793 amino acids. The record is from RefSeq and is a predicted model, not a curated record.